Molecule: messenger RNA, 1436 nt
Organism: Malania oleifera
Lineage: Eukaryota; Viridiplantae; Streptophyta; Magnoliopsida; Santalales; Ximeniaceae
Exons: 9
Coding region: 342-1241 (299 amino acids)
Biological process (GO): mRNA splicing, via spliceosome
Cellular component (GO): catalytic step 2 spliceosome
Molecular function (GO): protein binding
Source: RefSeq, a predicted model, not a curated record
AUAGGAAGAGCUAUGUAUUCUUCUAAUUAACCCAUCUUCGAAUUGAACCGGCUGGACUCCACCCUGGCUACGCUCACUUGUUCUCAUGUCCCCAGCUCCCAGGGUCCCAGUCCCUCUCUACUGUUCAUUCGACGGCUCUGUGACUUUGGCCAGUGUCACCUCUCUCUCUCUCUCUCUCUCUCUCUCACGGACAGACACCAGCUGAUGUUCGUUUUCUAGCGUUCUGAAGAGUUGAGGUUUGCCGGCGACGGAGACCAACGAGCGGGAAUGCGACCCUUUGAACUGGACGGAGCCUGAACCAGGACAAACACAGGGUCAGGAAAAGAGGGAGAUAGGAAGAGAUGGGUGUAGCAGAUAUUCCUCGGAAGGAGACGAGCGUUCUACGCAAGCACCAGGGUCCUGUGCUCGCCGCUCGGUUCAACCGCGACGGUAAUUACUGCCUCAGCGCCGGCAAAGACCGCACCGUCCAACUCUGGAAUCCCCACACAGCCAAGCACGUCAAAACCUACAAGUCCCAUGGUCGCGAAGUCCGCGACGUCGACUCUGCUCCGGACAAUUCCAAGAUAUGUUCUUGUGGUGGUGACCGACAGAUCUUUUACUGGGAUGUCUUACGCGGUAUUGUAAUUCGAAAAUUCCGAGGCCACGAUAGUGAGGUAAAUGCAGUGAAGUUUAAUGACUAUGCAUCAGUGGUAGUAUCGGCAGGAUAUGACCGUUCAUUGCGAGCUUGGGACUGUAGAUCUCACAGUACUGAGCCAAUUCAGAUAAUUAACACAUUUUCAGAUAGUGUAAUGUCUGUUUGUCUAACAAAAAGUGAAAUUAUUGCUGGAAGUGUUGAUGGAACUGUUCGAACAUUUGACAUUCGCAUUGGAAGAGAAACAUCUGAUAUCUUGGGGGAACCAGUCAACUGUAUUUCAAUGUCAAAUGAUGGAAACUGCAUAUUAGCCAGUUGUCUUGAUUCUACCCUUCGUCUUCUUGACAGAUCUACUGGAGAGUUGUUGCAAGAAUAUAAAGGCCACAGUUGCAAGAAUUACAAAAUGGAUUGCUGCCUUACCAACAAUGAUGCCUACAUUAUUGGUGGAUCUGAGGAUGGCUUAAUUUACUUCUGGGAUUUGGUAGAUGCAUCGGUGCUGUCUAGCUUCCAAGCUCAUGCUGCAGUGGUAACCAGUGUGAGUUAUCACCCAAAGGACAACUGUAUGAUUACUGCCUCAGUUGAUGGUUCCAUUCGAGUUUGGAAGACUUGAGAACAGUAAUUAAACUUUUUUGACUUGACCCUACACAUACACACAAUUCUUCUCCCCACCGUAUCCUGUCAUGGAUAGGUAUGUAACUGUAUUCAUAGGAUUUUUUAAGGUUUCAAUCCAACUAUUCUCAUGUCGAGAUAAAAUUUAUUACGACAUUCAGUUGAAGAAUUCAAUCUUUCCGACUGUUGCUGGCAA